This is a messenger RNA of Nomia melanderi (Alkali bee), 1612 nucleotides long. RefSeq names its product mitochondrial ribosomal protein S35 (gene mRpS35). Gene Ontology annotation, cellular component: mitochondrial small ribosomal subunit. Lineage: Eukaryota; Metazoa; Arthropoda; Insecta; Hymenoptera; Halictidae. Gene Ontology annotation, molecular function: structural constituent of ribosome. Gene Ontology annotation, biological process: mitochondrial translation. The record is from RefSeq and is a predicted model, not a curated record.
CUACUGACUUAACUCUGGAACAUGCUUACUUACUUACAUCUGUACGUCAACUACCGAACGAGCAUUCAGAGUUGUAAACCCUAUUUCAACUAUCGGGAAUUGUAACUGAAAAUAAUGAUGUCAUUUUCCCCGUUAAAUUCUUCUUAACUAACAUUACGCGAUAACGAUUGUCAACUACAGCAUUUUUAACUACUAUGAAUUUCAUUUUAUAAUACUACGUAAUAAUAAACAUAAACAUAAACAAAGGCACCCAUAGUUCCAUCUAUGAGAAAAUACCAACACUACUUACUAGCCGAUUUAAAUACGCGAAACAAAACUAGCAGCUGUUUACAAUCGACUUUUUAACGUUCACGUAUUUUUGAGGUUAUUCGAGAAUUACAUUAUCAACAAAAUGAUGUUAUUAAUGAGGCAUUGUGAAAGCAGUAUUCUCCAGAGAGGUUCAAAAAUUACAAAGCUUUCAUCACUUUGUUUCUCAACAAAUACUGACGAAGAAUUUCGUACAUUGGAUUUGUAUCCAAUAACAGAACCAUUUAAGAAAAAACCACCGUUCGUGCGCCCAAAAGUUACGGCACCAGAAGAAACAAUGUCUACAGAUCAGAAUUGGAAUUCAAUUUGGCCUACUGCACGUACAUUUCAUCCUACUAUUGUACCACUACCUCUACGGCAAGGAUAUAAACAUAAUAAGAGACCACACCCAGAUAAAUAUGCUAAUGCAGAACUCAUGAAAAUACCAAAUUUUUUACACCUUACCCCACCCGUAGUUAAAGCACACUGUGAUGAAUUAAAAAAAUUUUGUACAAAAUGGCCACAGGAAUUAGAAACCGAUGAAGCUUGUGAAAAAUAUUUUCCUGUUGAGAUAAUUACCUCAGAUUAUUGUUAUUCUUCUCCUACGAUAAGAGAACCUUUAGCAAGAAUAGUGAGUUUGAGAUUAAAAUUGUCCUCUUUAAACUUAAAUGCUCAUGCUAAAGAUAAAAUGCUUAGGCUAGUAAGAGAGAAAUACAAUCCUCAAACAGGCAUAUUAACGAUAGUUUCUGACAAAUGUCCAAUUAGGAAGCAAAAUUUGGAUUAUGUUAAUUAUCUUCUCACUGCUUUGUUCCACAUAUCUUGGCGAGUUGAACCUUGGGAGAAAGAAAAGUAUGAAGCAGACAUGGAAUAUUAUGAUUGGGAUAAAAGUAAAAGUCGAAAUACUUUAAUAACUGUACUUUCCUGGCCAAAACCACCAACAGAUUUCAAUUAUGAAGAUAUACCACAUGCAACAGAAUACAAAAUGGCCAUUUCAGAUUUGAUAAACAAUGGAGAAGAUCAUUUUACAAUAGACAAAUACAAACAAGCUGUUAUAAAAGUAUUAAAUCUCAAUUAUGAAGAGAACACAGAAUAAGUGCUACUAAGCAUUGCAAUUUUCUAAUACAGUUUUCAGUUUCAUUCUUACAAAUCAUUCAUGCAGGAAAUUUAAAGUUCUCCAAAAUAAAGAUAGUAACUGCAAUUACUUCACCUAUUAUUUAUUAGUCAAGGACAUGCAUUAUUGCAAACAUUAUCCUUUAACAAUUCGAAGAAAUCUUGUUGUAAGUUUUUGUAUUCAUUGCAUUAUAUAAUAUUGCAUUAUAUACAAUAU